CGCGCCCCCGGAAGCGGCCGCUCCCCGCCCCGUCCCGCGGCGGCGCCUCCCGGAGACCCGGCCGGCGGUGCGCGGCGCGCCCUCCCGAUGGCCGGCUACGAGGUGGUGAGCGUGUCCGGCUUCGAGGAGUUCAGCCGGGCGGUGGAGCAGCACCGCGGCAAGACCAUCUUCGCCUACUUUACCGGCUCCAAGGACGCCGGCGGGAAGAGCUGGUGCCCCGACUGCGUGCAGGCGGAGCCAGUCGUGCGAGAGGGGCUGAAGCACGUCAGUGAAGGAUGUGUGUUCAUCUACUGCCAAGUGGGAGAGAAACCUUAUUGGAAAGAUCCAAAUAACGAGUUCAGAAAAAACCUGAAAGUAACUGCGGUGCCUACACUCCUUAAAUACGGAACACCUCAAAAACUGGUGGAAUCCGAGUGUCUCCAGGCCAACCUCGUGGAGAUGUUGUUCUCCGAAGAUUAAGAGUUGAUGACAGUUGUGUCUUGAUUUCCUGAUCUGCUCUGGCAUAAAAGCAGUUGCGUACUUGCUUUGAAUUCAUGUUAGCAAUAAAUAAAUAAAUGAAUGACGAUGUAAAAAAUAGUUUAUGUCUAAACAGUGCUAUUAAAAUGCUCACGAACCCUCA
This is a messenger RNA of Prionailurus viverrinus (fishing cat), 619 nucleotides long. It is a transcript of the gene TXNDC17, whose product is annotated as thioredoxin domain containing 17. Lineage: Eukaryota; Metazoa; Chordata; Mammalia; Carnivora; Felidae. Gene Ontology annotation, molecular function: protein-disulfide reductase [NAD(P)H] activity. Gene Ontology annotation, cellular component: cytosol. The coding region runs from base 88 to 459 and encodes 123 amino acids. The record is from RefSeq and is a predicted model, not a curated record. The transcript is spliced from 4 exons.